This is a messenger RNA of Bursaphelenchus okinawaensis, 455 nucleotides long. NCBI's taxonomy places the organism in Eukaryota, Metazoa, Nematoda, Chromadorea, Rhabditida, Aphelenchoididae. The record is from the annotation of a GenBank genome assembly.
AUGAGAUUCUUCAUCAUCCUUCUUUUGUCUUUUUUGGCGGUCACUGCUCUUGGUAAGUCAAACUUACAGCCAUAUAAAACAUAUGUAUUAAAAAAUAAACGUUUGAAUAAGAUAUGGUAAGUUAAGAAUACAGUACCAUAAAAGAUUAAAAUGUCAAGUCGUUUUAAAUACUGUUCUUGUAAAGCUUAUACACUUUGAUGCCUUAUCGUCUCCAAAGCACCCUAAUUUCUAACUUUUGUUUAUAUUAAACUUUAUAAUACUCAUUUCUAGGAGCCGUCCACCACGGUAAGAAGCCAUCCCACCAUUCCCCAUCCCACAAGAAACCAGCUCACCAUCCUCCAGCUCACAAAGCCCCAGCCAAAGCCGGUACUAAAGCUCCACCUGGAACUGGUGCCACUUCAGCUGCCAAGACUACUGGUGCUGCUGCGGCUGCUACUACUGCCAAGGCUUCUUAG